Messenger RNA from Vespula vulgaris, 7015 nucleotides. Its product is annotated as putative thiamine transporter SLC35F3. Bases 1754 to 3652 code for a protein of 632 amino acids. The transcript has 11 exons. Lineage: Eukaryota; Metazoa; Arthropoda; Insecta; Hymenoptera; Vespidae. The record is from RefSeq and is a predicted model, not a curated record.
CAAUUUUGUUCUUUUCCGCAUCCCUCUCUUCGUUCUCUAAUUAUUGAGAAUUACAAUGUAUGUAUAUGUGCAUAUAUAUACAUAUGUAUAUGUAUAUGUAUAUAUAUAUACUCAUAUAUAUAGACACUGCUUGAAAGACCGUUGUUCGAUGUAAAAGGGUAACUUUGUAAGAUGUUAUAAUUUUCGUUGAAUGAACGUGUGUCCUUUUUUUCUUAUCUACACGUUCCAUUUAAAUGUUAAUCGUCAUACACACACGCACACGCAUACGCAUAUAUGUGUAUACGUGUGCGUAUGAUUAUAAUUUAGAGAUUUAUUCAUUUAAUAAGUAUGUAGUUUGAUCUGAUUAUAUGAAACUUAUUAAAAAAAAAAAGGUGUUAGCAGGGAGAAUACGUGUGUUAUUGCAUGUGAUUAUUCUAGUUGCUUUUUAUUGCUUUUCUUUUUUUUUCUUCUUUAAUCUUCUAAAAUACUUUAGAAAAUAAUGGUGAGAGAAAUCGUGUCCUCGUUGAAAUACGAAAAAUAAGAAAAAGAAAAAAUUUAUGUCGGCGAUUGUUAUGUGUAAAAAGAGGGAACAAAUUUCUCUUAAAAUUUUCUUAAUCGCCAUAUUUCUUAUGUCACGCGAUUCUGCAAUAAACAUAAGUUAUUAAGAUAGAUAAACUGAUCAAAUGUGUGUGGCUUAAAUGUUUAAAAAUGAAUUUUUCUUUUUUUUUCUAUAUUUUUUUACUUUUUAACAGAAUUUUUCGAAGAGAAUUUCAUUGGAAUCUUGUGAAGUUACCUUCUUCGAUCGUGAUUUACACGGCGUCGUAAAAAGGGAAGAAAAAAAUGGGAAAAAAAAAUCAUCGUUAAAACCAAACGAUCGCAUUAUAUACACCAGGCGAAAUUGUUUUGUGCACGCUCUCAUGCUUAUUAGUUUCUUCUGCGGUCACAUGAUCAAAUGAUACUAAAUGAUAAAAUAAAUAUGGCAGAGACAAACAGAAAAAAGAAGAAAAUAAUUUGAAAAGUUUUAAAGCUUCGCUUUGUGCUUCAAUUUCGCACUAAAGAAAAGAACACAUCAUACACGCACACGCACACAUACACGCGCGCAUCUUAUAUUAUAUUUUACAUUGUUUCUUUUGUUCUUUAUCCCAGAAAACGGUAAGUGUCACGAAAUAAAAUUGAAACGAUUCACGAUGAACGAUUGUCAUGACCCUAACGACUCGUAAAAUAUUAUUUAUAGAUUAAAAAAAAAGAAAAUAAUAACGCGUAUAUGAAAAUCUUUGUAUACCAUUUCUCUCUCUAAGUAAUUAUUAUUUAUUUCCACGAUAAUUAAAUAAUCGAUAUGAGACAUCUCGUUAGAACGUCGAAGUGUAAUAAAAAAAAAAAUAAAAAAAGAGAAACGCAGUGUACAUUUUCAAAGUAUGAACUUUGAAUUUAAUUCAAAAGAACGAACACAUGGAUCUUCUUAUAUAACGAAGUGAUCCAUUAUAAGGACGACUGAAUUUUUUUAGAAUCCAGAGUGAAAUCGUGGAACGAUUUAAUCGCUACUACUACUACUACUACUACUACUACUACUACUACCACUAAGACAGAUCUUCUUUCACGUGCCUUCUUCUUCUACUUCUUCUUCUUCUUCUUCUUCCACCACAUCAUCUUCUUCCUCAUCUUCUUCGGCGAUUCAUCUUCCAUUGCCUGUUUUGUGCAACGUUUUCUGCACUAUUUCAUUUAGAUUAAUCAUCGUCAUCCAAUAUCUGGAUAUGCUGAACGAUACCGUUAAAAAAUGUUUCAAAGAGGAAACUUAAACAUGGGUAGCGGAAGUGUCGGGGAAGUCCCAACGAUAUUUCAUCCCCGACGAUCUCGUGCACCAAGUAUAGUCCUUAGCGAGGAUCAACAGAACCAUGGUCCAAUUGCCAGUCCUAUUCAAGUUGUGCUAGAUUCGACAGGGUGCGAACAACAACAAGGUUGUAGCGUCGCUGGUGGCUGUGGUGAUUCAGCAUCUAGCUGUAGAUCAUUAGAAACAAGUGGUAGCGGUGUAGGUUCUGGGACUGGUGGUACCGGUAUCGCUACUGGAAGUACAGGAGGACCUGGUGGAGGAGGUGGAGGUCAAGGACACGGUUCCUUGAGUCAAACUCAGUCUACGUGUAACGUGACAACACCUUCUGUAGCUUAUCAACAAUCCAGACCGAACAAACUCUCGGCUUGUUAUGCUUCCUGUUGUGCGGAGUCAGCGAAAAAAAUAUAUUUUGGUGUGUGCGUAACAAUAUGUGUGACGGCGAGCUGGGUGGGAGCAACCCACUGCAUAAAAUAUUUAUACUUUCAUAAACCAACGAGUCCUAGUUAUACAUCCACAUCGAAUGCCUCCGUAACCGAGCCCCGUCAUCAGCAUACCGUGCUUCCAUACAACGCACCUUUCUUCACAACUUGGUUCUGCACCAACUGGGAAGUAUUAUACUUUCCGGUUUACUUUAUCUGUCGUGCGGUUAGAACGAAAUGCACGACACCAUCCGAAAUAUUAGCAGAAAGUCUUCGUGGAUUUCGAGACAAGGGUUUCACCGGUGGACGUUUCCUCGUUAAAUGCAGUCUCUUUUGUGGACUUUGGGUUGUUACCAAUUAUAUGUACAUCUACUCGUUAAGGAUACUUUUGGCUACCGACGUGAUGGCAUUAUUCGCCACGAAUGUUUCCUGCGUUUAUCUUCUGUCCUGGGUUAUCCUUCACGAGCAAUUUGUUGGAGUUAGGAUAGUAGCAGUCAUCCUAUGCAAUACUGGAAUCGCUCUUCUAGCUUACAUGGAUGGCAUAACAGGAAGUCCAACAUUGGGAGGUGUAGUUCUAGCAACCACAGCAGCAGCCGGAUCCGCUGUUUACAAAGUGGUAUUUAAGAAGGUUAUAGGGGAAACGACUUUUGGUCAAAUGUCAUUAUUCUUUUCUCUGAUCGGCCUUUGCAACGCUGCCCUGUUAUGGCCGAUAUGUUUAGCACUUUAUUUCUCGGGUGCUGAGAGCGUGCAUUGGACGCGAUUACCAUGGGCAGCUCUUUUAUCGGCCAGCAUACUUCAUCUAGUUGCAAAUAUGUUAGGAAACUUCAGCAUCGCACUCACAUAUGAUCUAUUCAUUACACUCGGUCUGAUAACGGCUGUUCCUGUAUCCGCAGCUCUGGAUGUCGUUCUUUAUGGAGCGCACUUCAUGGGCAUGAAGCUGGCCGGAAUGAUCUUCAUUGCUGUCGGCUUCUUUCUCGUGAUGUUCCCAGACAACUGGCCCGAUUACAUAACAAGACUCCUUCGAAACAUAGUCCUCAUGAGUCACAAUACAAGUACGACGCAGUACCAUCAGCAAAGAAGAACAACAGUUAGGAGCAGAACGAGCCAACAACGGCAGUACAGGUUGAGGAGCUAUGGGGUCUCGAGCUUGCAUGGCGAUGGACAAACCCUCCUCCCAAUGACCACUAAUAACAACAACAACAAUAACAAUAACAAUAAUAACAACAAUAACAACAACAAUAACAACAACCAAAACAACACUGCCACCAGCUCGAACUUUAGCAAUCGACACGUUAACACAUCGUCUCAACAGAACAGCUCGACCCCAUCUUCCGAAUCCCAAUCGCGCCGUUGUUUCCCUAUCCCAACCACGAUCUCAACCUCGACCUCGACCUCGACCGCCAUCGUCACCAACAACCAUCGUUGAUCGCACGUCGGCGUCUGCUCGGACGCAGAAAGAUGGAGUAGGAGACAUAGGCACGGUAUGCCAGGCGGAACCGCCCGUGAUGUGAUAGAUUAUCGAACGGGAUAUAUAAAGUCUCAUCUACGCUCGCCAUCGGGAAGGGUUCGGUGACUAAUUGUAAGCACGUUGUGGUUUACAAAAGCUUUUACCGAGCCCAAAGUUUCGAUCAUCGAAAUCCUGUUGAAGGUAUUGUGAACGCAAUAACGUUAGGAUUAGGGAAAAAGAAAGAAAGAAAGAAAAAAAAGGAAGAAAGAAUAAUUUGAUUUAGCGAUAAGAUUAAUAACACACAAAUCAUCUUGUGUGUGUGUAUAUAUAUAUAUAUACAUAUAUGUAUAUAUUAUAUUAUAUUAUAUAUAUAUUACACAUACACACACACACACACACACACACACACACACACAUAAUCGUGAAAAAGUUCCAAAUAACUUAAAGUUAACUUAUCCUUCUAAGUUUUUCUUUCCAUUCUGGAAGAAAAAGCACAAGGCUUUUAUUAGACGCACUAUCCUUUCAUAUACACAAAUGUUAAAUAUCGAGUGAUCUGUUCACUCUUUUGUUAUCCUACUCUUUCAUUUAAGUACAUUGAUAUUAUUCUAUUAAUUCUUCUAAUGGAAAAAAGCGAAGCUAUAAGAAAUUGUUCAAUUUUUCUCAUACAUUAUUGCAACAAUUUUUCAAUUAAUUUCCUCUUGCACUUUACACAAUUGCUUAUCGUCUAAUCAACUACUAGUAUUGAAACAUGUAUGAUUACAUGAAUCUUAUGAUCUCCUAAAAUGCCUUCUUUCUGAAAAGAAAAAAAAAUUGUAUAAUACAUAGUAUAUAACAUCAAUAUUUUUUUCAGAUAACGAUAUAAACUUGGUUUGUUUGUUAUGAAAAUAACAUUGAAGAUAGUUUGAUUUAAAUUAUUUAAAAAACAUUCAUAUAUUAAAUUGAUAUCCAUUGAUCAAAAAUAUCUGUGAUAUCCGUUGAUUAAUUGGAUGACAAGUGCAAAACAUAUCUUUUAUUUCAGUAUAUAUCCUAUAUAGAUACUUCAAUGAUAUUUACUCUAUAUUCUUUAUUCCUUUGUAAUUAUGAUUUCUAAUAUCUAAUAUAAGAUAAUUUGAAAAAUAUAAUGAAAUAAUUUUGUAAUAAUACACUUCUUAUUUUAAUAUUUUUAUUGGUAUUAUUGCGUCAUUAUAGAUCAGAGGUGGCCAAACUUUAUCAUUAGAUAAUAAACAUUAACUUUAUCCUUUUGAGAUGAAGUGUUGUUGUAGCAUUGAUGUAAUUCACAAAUUCUAAUUCGGUCACCUCUUUUAAUAUUGGCAAAAACUGUGCUUUCUAUAUACCUGCAGUAAAAAAGGACAAUCAAUUACAAGUGAAGUAUCUUUUUUAAAUAUACUAUUUAUAUUUCACAUCACUUUAUAAAUUAGUAGGAAGUGCCAUUGUUUACUAUAAAAUGAUCACUUUUAGACACAAUUCAUUAAAAUCAUUACAUAAUUAGGAAAAGAAUUGAAAGGGAGUUUCUUAAAAUUUAUUGUUACUAUUAAUCAUAUUUAUAGCUAAGUCGAAUUAGUCUGUUGUAAUAAAUUGUAAUUAAAUAUUAUGAUGAGGAUAAAUAUAGCAAUUACAGGGUCGACAAUUCUAUAUUAAUUAAAAUAUAGAUCUCAAUCCUAGUGUUCUAUUAAUUAUGCAUCUUGCAAUGGAUUAAAUAUAAGCUUAUUGACUGAAAAAUGAUUAGUCAAUAGAUAUGAAAUUUAUAUAGUAUUUAACAUAUUGAAUUUGAAACUUAAAAAAAGAAAACAUUUCUGAAAUUAUCAAUUUAUACUAUCUUGAAGAAUGAAAAUCAAAGUUGAUCAUUUAAAGUUUUUAUGAAAUGUAUAUAAAAAUAUAAUAUAAGAUUCUUUAAUAUCUGUUAAUAUGAUUAUUAAAUUUAUAAUUGAAACAUUGUGCACUUAGAGAAUUUUUAAAUGUCAUGAAAAGCAAUAGCUCAUUUUACAUGUGUAUAAAAAUUUAGAUAUAUCGUGGCACUUCAUUAAACAAAUAUAUUUAUUAUUAAAAAAUAAUUUGUCUUCUCAGAUGCUACUAUAAAUUAUAUAAGAAAUGUUUUAUUCUGAGCACUACUAUUACAUCUUUGCAAUAAUUAAAGAAUUUACUUAUAUCAAAUACGCAGUUACCUGAUUAAAUAUUACUUUCACACAUUAUCACAUUACAUAUAUGCAGAUAUCUAAUACUGCUCUUUGGAGCAUGUUUUUUGACUGAUUAAUUUAUUUCAUGUUAGAUGUCAAUUACAGAGAAUAAUUAGUAAUAAGUACUGCAUAUUUAAGAAACUGUAAUAAUAUUUAUAAUAGUUUAAUAUUUGCAAUAUUAUAUAUAUAUAUAUAUCUCACUUAGUUUAAAAAGAUAACAAUAAUAAUAGUAAAUUUAAUUAUAUAAUUCAAAAUAAUAAAUUUAAUUUAUUAAUAAGAAAUGAGAGAACAAUUUAUUCAUUUGUGCAUUUUGCAUGUAUAUAAAAAAAAAUUCUUAAAAUGCUAAACAAAAAACGAGAAAUAUUUAAUCAUACCUUGAAGAUUUUAGUACGCUUACUUCACAAUUUUUCGAAUUGGAUGAAUAGGAUGAUCCAUGUUAGAUAAAUCAGGUGGAUUUUUUUCGAAAUAACUUAUUUCUUUCAUACCACCCUCUGCAAUUUUCCACAAGUCUGGAUAAGAUUGUUUAAAAUGACUAUACCAUUUCUCCACAUAAGACCAUUGGUCCAAUUUGAAAGAAAUUGCCUCCAGACACAUUGUGCUCGUGAUUAAUGGAAAAUCCGCGAUAGUUAAGUGUUCUAUUCACAAAAAGAGAUAGCAAUAUAAUUUAAAUAAUUAUUUUUAGAUUAUACGUAUCUUAGGUUUCAUAACAUAAAUUAUAAGAUAGUGUGUAUAAUACUUUAUAUAUACAUAGAAAAAUAAUAUUUACUUACUACCAGCAGCAUAUAUUGUAUUUUCACGUUGUAAAUAUGUAUUGAAAAUAUCUAAAGCCAUUUUCACUUUCUUCAAGCCCAAUGGAGUUCUUUGAUAGUCAAAAAAUAUAGGUGCCAUCUAUACAAUAUAAAAAUAGAAUUAUACUUAAGAGUAAUUUAAUUAACAAUAAGUAUAUAGUACUGUAAAUAUAUAAUUUUAUCUUACCACAUAUUCCGAAAUAUUACGAUAAUAAUAAGCGAGAUUGAAACAAAGACGAUGAUUUACAAUAGCACGUUCUCGUGGAUCCUUUGGAUAUAAUGAUCCAGAUACAUCGUACUUAUCACCAAGAUAUUGUAAAAUGGCAUUGCUGUAAAAAAAAUUCAUUUGUUUCAAAUGAAUCUUAUCAAGCUUACAUAAA